This is a messenger RNA of Papaver somniferum (opium poppy), 635 nucleotides long. RefSeq lists its product as uncharacterized. Bases 27 to 383 code for a protein of 118 amino acids. The transcript has 3 exons. The record is from RefSeq and is a predicted model, not a curated record. Lineage: Eukaryota; Viridiplantae; Streptophyta; Magnoliopsida; Ranunculales; Papaveraceae.
AGAAGCUAAGCAGAACAGCAGCUCAUAUGCUUGUGGCGCAAAUACUAUUUGCCUUGACUCUCAAAAUGGUCGAGGUUACAGCUGCCAUUGUGAAAAAGGCUAUGAAGGAAAUCCUUAUCUUGGAUGUAAAGAUGUUGAUGAAUGCAAAGAUUCUCACAACUGCAAAGAUGCAACAUGCUUUAAUACGCCAGGGGCCUAUUACUGUAUCUGUCCAGCAGGUAGAAAACCCGAAACCAUUAGUGAAGGAAGAUUGGGAUGCACGCCUGACAAACGAAACCCCAUUUCAUCAUUCUUCUUGUAUCGGCAGGUAUUGGGGUAAGCAUAUUGAUUACUUGGGACAAGUUAUAGUUUGUACACUAGACUUGUCACGAGAAAGAAAAUGAAAAUGAAGCAGAGGCAAUUUGAGAGGAAUGAUGGAUUGUUGUUAAAGCAAAAAAUCACUGCGAAUGAUGGUAGAGUAGAAAAGACUGAAGAAUUUGAGUAGACGACAGAUGAUACAUAUGCUGUAAUCACUUCAAAUUUCGCUUGUAAAGAUGCAGAAUGAUGCAUAUAUUAAAACCAGGGAAAUGCGUCACUUAUUACUGAUCAAACUGAUAGUAUUCACUAAUGGUAAGUAGCCUUGAAUUGUCGAAGCA